AUGGUACUUGACGUUUAUACGCACCAAUUCGUCCAUCACAGAAAUUCAAAACGCAACGUUUCACGUCCCCCACGCUUGAUUUCGGCGAACAAUCUGGACCAAAAAGAAGCCGAGCAGUACGUGGUGGUGGAGCAGAGUGGCUCUGACAUGGCCACCUCGGCAGCCCCCAUCGACGGUAUCGCAGCCGCAGCGUUCCGGUCCGUCCUGCAGCGAGUCCAACGAGCCGCUGAGCGGUCCGGGCGCGAAUCCCACCAGGUCCGAGUGGUGGCCGUGAGCAAGACCAAACCGGUCUCUCUCAUCCGCCAAGUCUACGACGCUGGGAAUCGCUGUUUCGGCGAAAACUACGUUCAAGAGCUCAUCGAGAAAGCUCCUCAGCUUCCAGACGAUAUUGAGUGGCAUUUCAUUGGGAAUUUGCAGAGCAAUAAGGUUAAGCCUCUUUUGGCUGGAGUACCAAACCUUGCAAUGGUGGAGAGUGUAGAUGAUGAAAAGAUUGCAAAUAAUCUCGAUCGUGUGGUUGGGAGCAUUGAGAGAAAGCCAUUGAAGGUCUUGGUCCAAGUAAAUACUAGUGGAGAAACAUCAAAAUUUGGUGUUGAGCCCUCUGGGUGUGUGGAACUUGCAAAACAUGUUAGUUUGGGCUGCCCAAACCUUGAGUUCUCUGGCCUAAUGACAAUUGGUAUGCUGGAUUAUUCAUCGACCCCAGAAAACUUUAAGAGAUUAUCAAACUGCAGAGCUGAGGUUUGCAAAGCACUUGGAAUUCCAGAAGAGCAAUGCGAGCUGUCAAUGGGCAUGUCUGCAGACUUUGAGCAAGCUAUUGAAAUGGGCAGCACGAAUGUGAGAAUCGGAUCUACAAUAUUUGGAGCAAGGGAAUAUCCAAAAAAGCAAGUUCAAACUUGAAAAGUUGCAGCAACUAUGGCUCUUAAGCUAUAGAAUUAUGGGCUUAUUCUUAUAACGUUAUGCUGGUUGGAUAUGUUAUUCGACCUUUUUGCUUUGUUACUUGAUUAGAUCAGUUAAACUGGAAUAAAUAUUCCAUAUGGGCGUGGCUGAUAAGAAUUGUUACAUUUACAGUGAUCUUUGAAACUCUGAAAUCUAUGUAUGCUGUCCGGGAAUGCAGCUGUAACACAAAGAAGUGGGUUUAGUUCUUUCA
Corylus avellana is the source of this 1144-nucleotide messenger RNA. RefSeq lists its product as uncharacterized. Gene Ontology annotation, cellular component: intracellular anatomical structure. The record is from RefSeq and is a predicted model, not a curated record. Gene Ontology annotation, molecular function: pyridoxal phosphate binding. NCBI's taxonomy places the organism in Eukaryota, Viridiplantae, Streptophyta, Magnoliopsida, Fagales, Betulaceae.